ACAAACGUGACCAAGGAGCGAGAUGAGUUUACAUAGUUUACAUUUGCACGGAGUUUAAAGUGCCGAUAUCUUCAAUUUAUUAUUGUUGAUGUUGCCCAGAAACUGCAGUCAUCUUACGUUGGUUGUAUCGUUUAAGUUGUCAAGCAUGAUGUCUGGCGCCCUGUUGUACCAAAAUUAACCGAACCAUUCCAGAAUUGCCAGCCGUACAAACGCAGCUAAGGCCGGUGGUGAAGCGACACGGCAGCUUGCUAUAAAGUGACACCGGGACAACAUUUCAUAAUGGCUGCUUUCAAGAUGCCUCAACCGGUUGCACCCUCUUCUGGGAACUCCAGUCCUACCCCGGCGCCUAUCCCUGCUAAAUGGAUAACGCUGGUGGAAGACCAGGAUGCGCGGAUAUUUACCUUCGGAUCAUGUAUGGCGUUGGCGGAUCUCCGAGGCGACGGAAAGUGCGCGCUGGUGGUGGGCGAACUCAGUCACACCAGCGGCGAAAUUCGACUGCGCUCACUGGACGGUCAGAUGUGGCGCGAUGCAUUCAAGCUGGCGGAAUUCCCGUCUGCCGUGCUUCCUCUGCAUCUGGAAACUCCAGACGCUGCCAAACGAAUUGUGCCAGCCAUUGCUGUGUCGGUUGGAAAUGCAGUUCUGAUCUAUAAAACGAUGAAACCUCUUUGUCGUUAUCAACUACCCCAUCUCCAGCCACUAAAAGAAGAGCAAGACUUAUGGACCGCUGCUAGAGAGAAGCGCUUAACGGUUCCAGAUUUAUUUAACAAGCUUAAUGCACUGAAAGAAACCUACUCGGAAGCAUUAUUCACACAGCGCACAAAAUCGUUUUUACUGAUCUCAAACGACGAGCGCGACUACUUCGUCCAGGAAUAUUCCGAAAAACCACUGUUUCGGUCUUCCGUGAUCACCUGCAUGGCUACCGUCAAUAAGAAGCUGAAAGAAGAGGGCAGCGAUCAAUACCUCGUGCUGGGCACGGAAAGCCGGCAUCUCUACAUCGUCGAUGCGCUGACUAAUCUAGUUAAAGCUCAGCACGAAGUCCCCGAUGUGCCGGCUGCCGUGGCCACCCACGGAACAUUCCAUGAGCGAUACCGAUUGUUCAUCUCGUGUCGUGACGGCAAGAUUUACACCAUUACAAAAGAUUUUUCGGAGAUCACAUGUGUCGCACCGAACGACCGUCCCAUUACGAUGCUCAACACCGGAAAACACCUGGUGGUUCCGUGUAUGGAUGGGGUCAUUUACUUCUACAAAGGAAAAAACAACGAACUACAUCACAAAUGUGAACAUCCCAUCGCAUGUGCGGAAGUGAUUAAAUACGAGCCGACCGGGUUUAAAGCCGUCGCGGUAGCGCUGAUGAACAAGGAGGUGCUGUUCUUCAAAGAGGACCAGUUAGUGGAUACGUUCACGUGUGAUGAUGUUGUUACGGCUAUGAAGUAUGGAAAGUUUGACCGGGAAGACGGAGCACUGGCACUGGUGUUACGAAACGGAACUGUCAUCAUCAAGCUGAUUAAGCGCCGAGCCAAAUUUGAGCAGAUAACAACCGAAAAGGUCAUAAAACCCAUUCAGCAGCUGAUACCAAAACGAUCUACAUUGUUCCUAGACCAAACGCAGCGAGAGAGGGAGAACUGCAAAAAAAUGAACACCGCUGUGUUCGACAAUAUCACCCGCAUGAAAUAUGAAAUAAAUAAGCGCUAUGCAGAAUCCUUGCAGCUUCAAAGCGGAAAUGCGUCUGUACAGGAGGAAGUCCUCAUAACUCCGCAGUUAUUGGGAUCGGGACCAUUUUUCAAACUGAUUGUUAGAGUACAAAACAUGUCAACGGAAACGGCCAUGACAGACUACAGUGUUUUCUUACAAAGCGACAAGACAAUGUACGCGCUACCACAAACAUACAUUGAGGUUCCAUUUGUGGUUCCGCGUGGAAAGUUCGCGUUCGCUCGACUGUUCAAAUUUAUCGGAAACCAACCUUCUCAAGGAGAGAUAACGAUUCACCUGUUCAAAGGCAGCCGUCCUGUGCCGGUAAUGUCCAUAGUUGCCGUGAUUCCGGAAUCUGACGUUGGACUAGUGUAGGGCGCGCAUGUGAAGUGGCGAGUGCCCGUGUCUUCCUGGAAGCACUUAGCGAUGGUUUAAUAAAGUGUCAUAUAGCAAGGAAAGCUUUUGUUGUUUGGCAACUAUACGAAAUAGAAUCUAGGCGUACAUUGUAUGAUAUUUUUUCAAUGCCGUAUCGCAGUUGCUGCAAUAACGGUUCAAUAUGGGUAAACAUCGUGGUUGUUUACACUGCAUGUGGAAACGGUACCGGCACCCGGCAAAAAAAGUGCUGUUAUAAUUAUCUUAGACACUUUGUACGUACUGUAUAAUUUUUUUAUCACCUGU
This is a messenger RNA of Paramacrobiotus metropolitanus, 2367 nucleotides long. Its product is annotated as Bardet-Biedl syndrome 1 protein-like. Gene Ontology annotation, biological process: protein localization to cilium; non-motile cilium assembly. The record is from RefSeq and is a predicted model, not a curated record. The transcript is spliced from 13 exons. The coding region runs from base 280 to 2064 and encodes 594 amino acids. Gene Ontology annotation, molecular function: patched binding; smoothened binding. Gene Ontology annotation, cellular component: centrosome; axoneme; BBSome. Lineage: Eukaryota; Metazoa; Tardigrada; Eutardigrada; Parachela; Macrobiotidae.